AUGACUGUUACAUGUCAAUUUUGCCUAUCACUAAAUUUCUCCAAUGAAAAACCAUCUGAUGAAAAAUUACUGGAUGUUGCAGCAAAGGUGCUGACCCCAGCACAGAUCAAAUCAAUUUGCCAAGCAAUUCUCAACUCUGGAAAGCAAUAUGCCAUGAAAAAGAGGAAACCAUUUCCUCUGAUGUAUUCUUACUACAGAUAUGAAUAUUUGGUUCUGUCCAGCAUAAUGCUUCUUUCUUAUUAUGAGCACAUCAAGCCCUCAGAUCAGGAGCUGGUAUGGCAGAGUGUGGACUUCCUCAUGGAGCAGGAACAGAACUGCAACUGGCUACCUGAGCUUGGCAAGGUCAUUAAGAGAGAGAAUGAGCUGGUGCACUGAUGCCAUGGAGCUCCAGGCAUUGCCUAUCUGUGCAAAGCUUAUCUGAUUUCUAAGAAACCACAGUACCUGGACACAUGUAUCCAGUCUGGGGAACUCACAUGGCAGAAGGGCCUACUAAAAAAGGGGCCAUGAAUUUGCCACAGUGUAGCUGGCAGUGCUUAUGUCUUACUGUUGUUUUAUUAGCUCAUAGGAAACUCUAAAUAUUUUUUAUUUAGUGAGGAAUUCAAGGCCAGUUCUCGUGUCCUUGAAAGUAUAUACAGCAUGUAUGAAAGCUUCUUUGGGAUGGUGUGCUUUUUGAUUGAUCUGCUGCAGCCCAGUCAGGCUGAAUUCCCUCUCUUCCAAGUCUUUGUUUAGAAGGCUCCAUCUCCCACUGUGGUCCUGUUUAAGGUCCCUGAGAUUUCCAGAGCUACCCAAGGUAGUUUCCACAUAAGCCA
Molecule: messenger RNA, 809 nt
Organism: Pipistrellus kuhlii (Kuhl's pipistrelle)
Lineage: Eukaryota; Metazoa; Chordata; Mammalia; Chiroptera; Vespertilionidae
Gene: LANCL3
Product: LanC like 3
Biological process (GO): carbohydrate metabolic process; peptide modification
Cellular component (GO): plasma membrane
Source: RefSeq, a predicted model, not a curated record